This is a messenger RNA of Pongo pygmaeus (Bornean orangutan), 1285 nucleotides long. It is a transcript of the gene SH2D6, whose product is annotated as SH2 domain containing 6. The record is from RefSeq and is a predicted model, not a curated record. Lineage: Eukaryota; Metazoa; Chordata; Mammalia; Primates; Hominidae. Gene Ontology annotation, biological process: intracellular signal transduction; cell surface receptor protein tyrosine kinase signaling pathway. Gene Ontology annotation, cellular component: cytoplasm.
GGCUGGGGCCACCGCUCCCACCCCCCAGAUGUGUGGGGACUUGGAGACACAAGGCCCAGGAGGAGGAGGAGGAGGAAAAUAAGUAUGAGCUGCCCCCCUGUGAGGCUCUACCCCUCAGUCUAGCCCCUGCUCACCUUCCUGGCACUGAGGAGGACUCCUUGUACCUGGAUCACUCUGGCCCCCUGGGUCCAUCAAAGCCAUCGCCACCCCUGCCUCAGCCCACCAUGCUGAAGGGAGCAGUGAGCCUGCCGGUGGCCGGGAAGCAGGGACCUAUCUUCGGGAGGCGAGAGCAGGGUGCAUCGUCCAGAGUGGAGCCAGGCCCUCCAAAGAAACCUGAUGAGGAUCUUUACUUGGAAUGUGAGCCCAAUCCAGUCCUGGCUUUGACUCAGACUCUCAGCUUCCAAGUCCUGAUGCCCUCAGGCCCUCUGCCCAGGACAUCAAUGGUGCCCGGGCCUACCACAGCCCCCCAGGAAACUCAGAAUGGAGCAGCAGAUGCCGCCUCUAAAGGGCCUGCACCAAAUCAGGAAGCUCCUAGUCUGUGCCUCAAGAUCACGCCUCAUUUGGAGGUCACACGAGGCCUGGCUGGUGGGUCCUACCAGGGCACUGGAUCUGGAGAGUGGAGGAAGCACUGGGUGCCGGGGUUUGGACUCGGGCCCAUGUACACCUCCUCCUACCCCCCACCCCCGCAGCUGUCCCCUAGAAGCCGCCUUUGCCCACCCCCACCCCACCAGCUCAAUAAUCUGCUUCUUCUAGCAGGAAGGAAAUCAUCUCUUCCCUCUGUAGCCCCCACUGGGAGCACCUCAGCUGCUGAGGAUGGUGAUCUGCUGGCUCAGCCUUGGUACUCGGGGAACUGUGACCGCCAUGCUGUUGAGAGUGCCCUGCUCCACUUACAAAAGGAUGGGGCCUAUACCGUGCGCCCCAGCUCAGGGCCUCAUGGCUCCCAGCCCUUCACCCUGGCAGUGCUUCUCCGAGGCCGGGUCUUCAACAUUCCCAUCUGGCGGCUGGAUGGCGGACGCCACUAUGCCCUGGGCCGGGAGGGCAGGAACCAUGAGGAGCUCUUCUGCUCCGUGGCCGCCAUGGUCCAGCACUUCAUACGGCACCCUCUGCCCCUUGUGGACAGACACAGCGGCAGCCGGGAACUCACCUGCCUGCUCUUCCCUGCCAAGCCUUGAGGCCACAGCGAAGUACACACAGCCUUUGGCCCCAGUUUGCUUCUUGCCCCGCCCCACCUUGGGCUGUCUUCCUCUCUCCUUCCCCACCCCUCCUCGCCCUAGCCUUUCCCAGU